AUGAGCGGAAUUGCUACGUCUUCUUCUGGACAGAAAGACGAUUACCAGAAUGAGUUGGUGUUUGAGCGAAACAGGCUACCUCCAAGAGCGUAUUUCAAAUCAGAGCACUCGUUGAAUCUGAACGGUCGUUGGAAGUUUCACUACGCUUCUUGCCCUGCAAAGGCGCCAUCAGAAGAUGAUGAUAUCGCUUCAAUCGAAAAUUCAUCCACAAUUGAUGUUCCUGGCCACUGGCAGCUUCAAGGCUACGGAAAACCUCAUUACACCAAUGUUCAAUUUCCAUUUCCGGUAGAUCCGCCUCAUGUUCCUUCGGAAAAUCCAGUUGGGACUUAUUCAACAGAAUUCAGAGUGCCUUCAAAAUGGAAAAGUGCUGGAGAAAUGAAUUAUCGGCUGAGAUUUGAUGGCGUCGACAGUGCUUUCCAUCUUAGCGUUAAUGGAUCUCCUUUUCAGGCGAGAUACAGUCAGGGGAGCAGAAAUCCUGCUGAGUUUGAUAUUACGGACCUGUUGAUCCGCGACGGCUCCAGCUUGAACAUAAUCACCGUACGAGUGUAUCAAUGGUGUAUAUUUCGUGAUGUGCAUCUUAUUGGAUUUCCUACACGUGGUAACAUCGAAGAUUUCACUGUUCGUACAGAACUUGAUGACCAGUACAAGAAUGCCAAAUUGAAUCUUGACAUUGCGUACUCUGUUGCAGCGGCCUCAAAUGUGAUUGUUUCACUCGAAAAGGCUGGAUGCAAAGGGACGGCAGUAUUUGAACAGCAGUUUGAGCUGGAAGCCGGAUCUUCUCAGCGUAGCUUUUCUUUUGAUGUGUCAGAUCCCCUCAAAUGGACCGCUGAAACACCCAAUCUCUAUGAAAUUUGGAUCACGCUGGCUGGAGAGGAAAAAGGAAAAGCACUUCAAAAGAUCCAUCAGGAAGUUGGUUUUCGACAGGUUGAAAUCAAAAAAGGGAAUUUGACAGUAAAUGGCACGGCAAUUCAUCUAAAUGGUGCCAAUAGACAUGACCAUCAUUUCAAAUAUGGACGUGCGGUUCCCUUGGACUUCAUCCGCCGAGACCUUCUUCUCAUGAAAACUCACAAUAUCAACGCCUUACGCUGUUCUCACUAUCCCUCGCAUCCGGAAAUCUAUUCACUAGCCAACAAGAUUGGCCUAUACGUCAUGGACGAAGCAGAUCUCGAGUGUCAUGGCUUCUACGAUGCUGUUGCAAGACCACUACAGAUUCCCGAAUCUCAGCCAUAUGAAGAGCGUAAACUCUUGACGUUUCCACAAUCUGCAAAAUUCACAACAGAUAAAGAAUCGUGGCAAGGUGCUUAUGUGGAGCGAAUGAAGCAGAUGGUACACAGGGACAAGAACCAUCCAUCGAUCAUUUUCUGGAGUUUAGGAAAUGAGGCCUUUUACGGAAGAAAUCACAAGGCAAUGUACGACUGGGCGAAGGCGUAUGAUCCCACACGACCUAUCCAUUACGAGGGUGACGCAGAAGCUCUUUCUGCGGAUAUGUUCUCCUAUAUGUACAUGUCAAUCCCCGAACUUGUCAAGCGGGCGAAGGAACAUGGCGACGACUUUGAGAAACCAAUCAUUCUUUGCGAAUUCGCUCAUGCUAUGGGCACCGGUCCAGGCGCUCUGCAAGAGUACCAAGAUGCUUUCCGUGCUCACCGACGUCUUCAAGGUGGUUUCAUUUGGGAGUGGGCCGAUCACGGUAUCUUGACAAAGACUGAUGAUGGUACUCCUUUCUUCGCAUAUGGUGGGGACUUCGGUGACUAUCCUAAUGAUGGCAACUUCGUUAUGGAUGGUCUCUGCGACUCCGAGCAUAAUCCCAGAUCGGCUCUAGUGGAAGCUAAGAAGGUGUUUGCGCCUGUGAGCAUAGGUCGUGAAGGCGAAUCAAUUCUCGUCACGAACCAUUACGACUUCAGUUCGUUAGACCAUCUCAAGGCGCAUUGGACACUCUCCACUUUUACUGCUGGAAACUCCGAGAGCAUAGUCUCUUCGGGACUCCUAUCUCUACCAAAUGUAGCUGCAGGCGAAACCGCCACUGUGGAUAUGCCAAACUUUGGCCAAAUCGAUCAGCUUACUGGAGAAGCUUGGCUGUCUGUAUCCAUGGAGCUCGCCUCUUCCACUGUUUGGGCACAUGCUGGGCACCAAAUUGCUUGGGGACAGUUCAGAGUUGGCGAGCAAUCUCUUGUCAAAUUUGGACAGACAGAACCAUCCUCCGGGAUUGACAGCCCCACACUGUCUGAUCGCUUGGCGAUAUUGACCUUGUCAAAUCCAGAUGUAAUCUUUGAGUUUGAUAAGAGCAUUGACAAGAUUACCAAGUGGUCUAUUCGCGGUACCGAUAUCUUUGAGGUCGGCAAUGGGCCACACCUUACUUUUUGGAGAGCUCCGACUGACAACGACAUACCCGAAAUUGCUCAGUACUGGGUGUUGUUUGGCCUCGACUCGAUGCAAAAGCAAGUCCGGUCUGUAAGCCACACUCUGGAAGACGGAAAUCUUCAGAUUACCACAAAGACCUGGGUCAGUCCGCCAAUCUUAGCCUGGGGAUUCGACACUACUACGAAAUACACUCUGCAAGGCGACGGCAGUAUCAAAAUUCACAUUCAUGCCGAGCCGCGAGGAUCAAUCCCAAUCACACUACCGAGAUUUGGAUUGGAGAUGAAAAUGAACAAAAGCACAGAUACGAUCAGGUGGUUUGGUCUAGGUCAAGGUGAAACAUAUAGAGACAUGAAGCAAGCCGGCAAACUCGGUGUCUGGACAAACAGCGUCGAUGAAAUGAUCACCCACAACGCUUUCCCACAAGAAAGCGGCAACAGAACAGACACAAGAUGGGUACACUUGCUCAAUUCCAAGGGCUCAGGUAUUCAGGCGGAGCUUCAAUGCGAAGCACCCAAGAAUGAAGGUGGAUUUGAUUUCAAUGUCAACAGACAUUCAGCACACGCUUUGGAGAAGGCGAAACAUCCUUAUGAGCUUGCACGAAGUGAUGAGGUUAUCUUUAGAGUAGAUGGAGGACAUCAUGGGUUGGGUACGGCCAGUUGUGGACCUCCUACUUUGGAACAGCAUUCUUUGCAUACUCAGGUCUUGGAUUUUACUGUUCUUUUGACGCCUGUUGGGUUAUAG
Messenger RNA from Glarea lozoyensis ATCC 20868, 3099 nucleotides. RefSeq names its product (Trans)glycosidase. The transcript has 4 exons. Gene Ontology annotation, cellular component: beta-galactosidase complex. The record is from RefSeq and is a predicted model, not a curated record. NCBI's taxonomy places the organism in Eukaryota, Fungi, Ascomycota, Leotiomycetes, Helotiales, Helotiaceae. Gene Ontology annotation, biological process: lactose catabolic process. Gene Ontology annotation, molecular function: beta-galactosidase activity; carbohydrate binding. The coding region runs from base 1 to 3099 and encodes 1032 amino acids.